AUGAAAGGUUGCGACUGGGAUGGGCUGCAUGAGUACGAAGCACAAUUUUUUGGUUUUCUACCAAAAGGAUUUACGGAUGUUGUCUAUAAUUUAAUCCUGGAAGAGUGGGCAGAAAUUGUUGAGAAGAAAAUAAUGCCCGACUUGCCUCUUGAAGAUAUAAGCGGUGAAAUGAAGCUGCAUUUGAAAAUGGAACUUGUCAGUAUGAUUGGCAAAAACAAUAUCCUGAACUCGCUCAUGAACAAACUAGAGGCUUACACAUUGGAAUAUGUCUUCCGUAUACCUGAUGAAGUAACACUGCCUGAAGAUAGGCCGAAUUUAAAAGUUGAUAAAGAAUGGAAUGCAGAAGUCGCUAAUAAACGUAGGCAGGGACUCGAACACAAUAUUAUUAAAUUGCGUUUAGCCAACGAAUUGUUUGAUAAAGAGAUCGCAAAUAACCUGCAAGCGAUACAAUUGUGGAAAGCUAUGCAAGAGAUCAAAGGUGGUAGCAGUUUCGUGAGUAACUAA
Molecule: messenger RNA, 504 nt
Organism: Cercopithifilaria johnstoni
Lineage: Eukaryota; Metazoa; Nematoda; Chromadorea; Rhabditida; Onchocercidae
Source: the annotation of a GenBank genome assembly